AUGGUUGAUACGCCUCCGUCAACAUCCUCUUCUGACGAAGCCGAUCAGGCACCUCUACACCGUCAAUAUCGGUUGCGCGUGACCGCCGGUCCGGCAUAUGACCCGUCAACUCACAUGCUUGUGCCCGUCAAUGCUCCAGAGACCUUGACCUUUGAAAACGACCAUAUCAUCCUCUCCCUUGCCAUUCGAAUCCGCCGCUUCACCGGCUAUCCCGACGACUCUCCUCACUCUUCGCCCUAUUUCGACCAUGACCUGCACCGAUACGAUCAAUAUUCAAUAGCCUUCUCCUUUGUACCCAAGGUGAACAUCUCGGGAGCUGAUUUAAUAUUCGGCAAUGACUUUGAUCGACCCAUAAGGGACAGGUUGCCACCGGGAUUCAAUCACGCGUUCCAAUUUGUCAAAUGGUGGGUAGAUCCAGGGCUGGAAGGAGACGUCUAUGCCGAUAGACCAUAUCUGUUCGGCCCAGCACUCAGCAGUUGGAAUAUCUUCCGGAUAGGAGACAAGGUCAUUGAAGAUGACCAAUUGCCGGAUCGAAAUGCUUGGAAGAUACCAAAUGCCACCUCUUUUCAUGAGACGGUAGUUGAAGAAGGCGCCGAAGGUACUGGGGAAGAAGCCCGGAAAGAGUCAAAAAUGCCCGCUGAUUCCGCCGGGCGGAAGAAACAUUUCCUCACUCCUUCGAACCGUGAAGCAUUUACCUUUGAGGCGGGCAGAGUGUACCAAUCAGACUUUGGAAACCCGUACCUGGACUUCAACGACUUUUCCCUCAAGCUUCCUGGAUUCAGCUUGAAUGUGAUCAAAUAUGUGGACUGCAAGACUCAUGAACUGCGGUACACAUUGAAAAACAAGUCGACGGACGAGAUUUAUGCGGUGGUACUGUUUACGUUGCUCUUUGGCGAAGAAUUGAAACAAGAAGUAAAAGACGAAGGCGAAGGGAAUUUAGAAAAGAGCGACGAGAUUCCUGAAUCACCGCCGGAUGACGAUGAUGUUGAUUGA
Messenger RNA from Rhinocladiella mackenziei CBS 650.93, 993 nucleotides. RefSeq lists its product as uncharacterized. The transcript has a single exon. The coding region runs from base 1 to 993 and encodes 330 amino acids. The record is from RefSeq and is a predicted model, not a curated record. NCBI's taxonomy places the organism in Eukaryota, Fungi, Ascomycota, Eurotiomycetes, Chaetothyriales, Herpotrichiellaceae.